Brassica rapa (field mustard) is the source of this 1101-nucleotide messenger RNA. RefSeq lists its product as uncharacterized. NCBI's taxonomy places the organism in Eukaryota, Viridiplantae, Streptophyta, Magnoliopsida, Brassicales, Brassicaceae. Gene Ontology annotation, molecular function: zinc ion binding. The record is from RefSeq and is a predicted model, not a curated record.
AUGGCCGGGAGCUAUUCACUGAUUCCUGCAUAUCUGGGAUUGUUGCAACGCUCAGACGAAGGCACCCUUUGCUCUAUGGAGCAAAACGAUGAACCAGAGGGGAGCACACGCUUUAAAUACUGCUUUGUUGCUUAUGGAGCGUCUGUAGCAGGGUACGCCUUCAUGAGGAAAGUAGUCGUUGUUGACGGCACUUCAAUGAAAGGGAAGUAUGGCGGGUGCCUCUUAUCCGCAGCCGCACAGGACGGAAAUUUCCAAAUAUUUCCUCUUGCUUUUGCGGUUGUUGAUAGCGAAAACGAUAAUGCGUGGAAAUGGUUAUUCCAGAAGCUGAGCACAUUUGUCAGUGACUGCCCGGAGCUUGUCUUUAUCUCGGACAGACAUGCUAGCAUUUACACCGGUCUUCGUAAGGUUCGUACUAUUCCAUUUACUAAUACAUGUAAUGCUAUGGCACGUAGUGAUAUAUACAUUGCUAUUCCAUUUUCGACCCCAUUUGACCCGACUAUCUUCGUCACAGGGUUUACGCACUGGACAAGAGCACACUUCAAAGGUCAAAGAUACAAUAUAAUGGACUCCAACAUAGCUAAGUCAUGGAAUGGCGCCAUUAAAGAAGCAAGAGAGUAUCCACUGAUCAUGAUGCUCGAGUACAUACGUACAACGGUGAUGGGUUGGUUGGCAUUGCGUCGUGCAAAAGCAAACGACGAGAAGGGAACAUUGACACCAAAUGUGCGUAAACUUGUUGAAGAAAACUAUGACCUCUCAACUGCCUUAGCUGUGCGUGACAUAAGUGAACUAGGGUUCCAAGUGCAAGACCCUAGGGGAGAGUGUUUCACCGUUAACUUAGCCGUUGGAAGUUGUUCUUGUAGAGAGUAUGACGAAAUUGGGAUCCCCUGUCCGCAUGCUCUAGCAGCAUCCUCGAAGGUUGGGUUUCCAUCUGACGCAAUGGUUGCACCAGCGUAUCGGGUCCCAACAUGGAGACAAGGAUUUGCUGGAAACAUUUAUCCAGUUCCUUCGGUUGGUAGGUCACAAGUAGGUUCUUAUACAACGGCCGAACUUCUUCCCCUGCAGUCCGCAGACCAUCUGGACGUCCUAGGAAGGUUUGCAUAA